AUGAAGGAGGAACCCGCUCGGGAAGGCUCGAUUGCCGACGACUCGAAGGCCAACCUUGCAGCGAAAGACCGCAAAUGUCAAUACUGCUCUCAAGCUUUUACCUCCUCCUCCCUGGGCCGACACCUCGACCAAUUUUUAUUUAAGAAGAAACCGGACGGCGUACACGACGUGGAGGAAAUUCGGCGACUUCGAAGUGGCAUUACUAGGCGGCAGGCCAGGACGUCUGCGGGGAAGACAGAAGGGAGUCCGGAACGAAGCCAGAAAAGGGAUUCUGUGGACCCCUCUGCAGCUGCAGACUCGGCCUCGAAGUCGCGCGAUGCUCCAGUGCGCAUGAUGUUCAACACGCCCACCUGGCACGCCACGGGGGUGAUCAAUGAUAUCCCGAACCCAAAUCGCGUGCCAGAUGGGCCUCGCAUCACGCCUUCACAGUCUCGCAAUGUUUCGCUGCAACUUCCUGAUUAUGCGAGUCGAGGGGCCAGCGCAAACAACCCGGAUACCAUGCGUGCAUUGGAACUGGCCUUGCGCGAAGUGCUUGACAACAUCAAGGCAGCAACUGUACGAUCAAGACCUCGGCUAUCUCCCUUUGACUUCGAUAUACAAUCCCAGACCUUCCCCUCUCUGUGCUUGCAGUUGCUGCCUCCCCCGCCGAGCCUGUUCGCGACAAGCCCCUUUCCUUCGUCCUCUUCGUUCCCUUUACAGCCGCCGGGUGUCGAAUACGUCGACAUAGUCCGACAGAAACUGCGAUCCCAGGUCGCACAGUGGCAAGAGGACCAGAUAAGAGCUGACCAGACUUCAGCGCCUCACACGAGGCACGGAAAUAAUGGGGUAGACGCUAGCUUGAUUUAUCGCAGUGCGCAGCAGCAUGAAGACAUCAGUCUUCGGCAUCUGGAUCUUGCCUUUAACCACUGGAACUCCCUCCCACGAGAUACUCGUAGCGAGGCGUGGCAGCUAGAAAUCAUGCGCGCGUUUGCACGCGAGGCUGAGAAGCGCAAGUCCUCGGACGAGCAACUUGCCAGGGUACAACAAGAAGCCAACCAACUCCGGGCGCAAGUCGAGCGCCUCGGGUCGUGCCAAUGGCCCCGCGAGUUCGCCCUCUUUCCGCCAGAUACAUUACCCCUGCCCCGGCAGGUGGCGCGCGAACUUGAUGCGCAGGACAGCCAUAUAAACCCCACCUCAUCACGAUGGGACUAUGAUAAUGUGGUCGCCAAAUGGAAGCGCGUCGUGAUGCACGAUAAGGGCAUGGGUCGGAUCGGAGUUGGCUAUGGAGGAAAUCCCAGCCCAUUGGGGGAUUCAGAUCAUGGUCUUCCCCAGCAGAGCCCUGAUAUCCGUCCGCCGCGGCCGGGUGAAGACACAACCUCUCACCCGAACCGUCUGCGGCCUCUACAAUCUGCGGCCACUAGAAGUCCAGAUGUAGGUGCUGCAUCUACUCCUGCGUCCUCCACCCACUAUGCUUCGCCCCACUCUUAUGCAGAUCCACGCAGCCCGCCUGGCGCCCUGCCCUCAGUAAGUGGGUUGCCACCAGCCAAACGCCCUAGGCUCAUGAAUGGUUCAGAGGAUGUCCCUGAGUCCGGACCCCCUCAUGCAGUCACCAAGCCAUGGGGUUCCUCCACUCCACACCUAUCCAACCUUGCUGCUCCUUCGGGACAGACGCCUCCAUCUCGGGGCUAG
Messenger RNA from Penicillium brevicompactum, 1668 nucleotides. RefSeq lists its product as uncharacterized. The coding region runs from base 1 to 1668 and encodes 555 amino acids. The record is from RefSeq and is a predicted model, not a curated record. The transcript has 2 exons. Lineage: Eukaryota; Fungi; Ascomycota; Eurotiomycetes; Eurotiales; Aspergillaceae.